AUGUUUUAUUUUUCUUUGAUGGGGGAAGCCGCCGGCGACCGCGUACUCAGCCGCCUCCACAGUGUCAGGGAGCGCAUCGGCGACUCCCUCUCCGCGCACCCCAACGAGCUCGUCGCUGUCUUCACCAGGCUGGUCAACCUUGGAAAUGGAAUGCUGCAGUCCCACCAGAUCAUCGCUGAGUACAACACCGCGAUCCCCGAAGCAGAGCGAGAGAAGCUCAAGGAUGGCGCCUUUGAGGAUGUGCUCAGGGCAGCGCAGGAGGCGAUCGUCAUCUCGCCGUGGGUCGCGCUUGCCAUCCGUCCAAGGCCUGGUGUCUGGGAGUAUGUGAGGGUCAACGUGAGCGAGCUCGCUGUAGAGGAGUUGAGUGUCCCUGAGUACCUGCAAUUCAAGGAACAGCUCGUGGAAGGAAGCAACAAGGACUUUAUGCUCGAGCUGGACUUUGAGCCAUUCAACGCCUCCUUCCCUCGCCCUUCGCUGUCCAAGUCCAUCGGCAACGGCGUGCAGUUCCUCAACAGGCACCUGUCAUCAAAGCUCUUCCAUGACAAGGAGAGCAUGUACCCCCUUCUCAACUUCCUCCGCGCACACAACUACAAGGGCAUGACUAUGAUGCUGAACGACAGAAUCCGCAGCCUCAGUGCUCUCCAGGGAGCUCUGAGGAAGGCCGAGGAGCAUCUGUCUGGUCUCCCGGCAGACACUCCAUACUCAGACUUCCACCACAGGUUCCAAGAACUUGGCCUGGAGAAGGGUUGGGGUGACUGCGCCAAGCGUGCGCAGGAGACCCUUCACCUGCUCCUCGACCUUCUCGAGGCUCCAGACCCGUCCACGCUCGAGAAGUUCCUUGGCACAAUCCCGAUGGUGUUCAAUGUUGUCAUCCUCUCGCCGCACGGUUACUUUGCCCAAGCCAAUGUCUUGGGGUACCCUGACACCGGAGGCCAGGUUGUCUACAUUCUGGAUCAAGUCCGCGCUAUGGAGAAUGAGAUGCUGCUGAGGAUCAAGCAGCAAGGCCUCGACAUCACACCACGGAUCCUUAUUGUUACGAGGCUUCUCCCUGAUGCAACCGGUACGUCCUGCGGUCAGCGUCUUGAGAAGGUCCUCGGAACAGAGCACACCCACAUCCUCCGUGUGCCAUUCAGAACUGAAAGUGGAAUUGUUCGCAAGUGGAUCUCUCGUUUUGAAGUCUGGCCGUACCUGGAGACUUUCACUGAAGAUGUGGCACACGAGAUUUCCGGAGAGCUCCAGGCCAAUCCUGACCUGAUCAUUGGAAACUACAGCGAUGGAAACCUUGUUGCGUGCUUGCUUGCACACAAGAUGGGUGUUACACAUUGUACAAUUGCACACGCACUUGAGAAAACUAAGUACCCCAACUCUGACCUCUACUGGAAGAAGUUUGAGGACCACUACCACUUCUCAUGCCAGUUCACUACCGAUCUGAUUGCAAUGAACCAUGCUGACUUCAUCAUCACUAGCACCUUCCAAGAGAUUGCUGGAAACAAGGACACUGUUGGUCAGUACGAGUCUCACAUGGCAUUCACAAUGCCUGGAAUGUACCGUGUUGUCCAUGGUAUCGAUGUUUUCGACCCCAAGUUUAACAUAGUCUCACCUGGUGCGGACAUGUCCAUCUACUUCCCGUACUCCGAGUCACAGAGGAGGCUCACCUCCCUCCACCCAGAGAUCGAGGAGCUGCUCUACAGUAAUGUUGACAACAACGAGCACAAGUAUGUGCUCAAGGACCGGAACAAGCCAAUCAUCUUCUCGAUGGCUCGUUUGGACCGUGUUAAGAACUUGACUGGUCUGGUUGAGCUGUAUGGCAAGAACCCUCGCUUGCAGGAGCUGGUUAACCUUGUGGUUGUCUGUGGUGACCAUGGCAAUCCAUCAAAGGACAAGGAGGAGCAGGCUGAGUUCAAGAAGAUGUUUGACCUUAUUGAGCAGUACAACCUGAAUGGCCAUGUCCGCUGGAUCUCUGCCCAGAUGAACCGUGUCCGUAAUGCUGAGCUCUACCGUUACAUCUGCGACACCAAGGGUGCCUUUGUGCAGCCUGCUUUCUAUGAGGCGUUUGGGCUUACUGUCAUCGAGGCCAUGACCUGCGGUCUUCCUACCUUCGCAACUGCAUAUGGUGGUCCUGCUGAGAUCAUCGUGAAUGGCGUGUCUGGCUACCACAUUGAUCCCUACCAGGGUGACAAGGCCUCUGCUCUGCUGGUUGAGUUCUUUGAGAAGUGCCAGGUUGACCCCAGCCACUGGACCAAGAUCUCACAGGGUGGGCUUCAGCGUAUUGAGGAGAAGUACACCUGGAAGCUUUACUCUGAGAGGCUGAUGACCCUCACCGGCGUGUAUGGGUUCUGGAAGUACGUCUCCAACCUCGAAAGGCGUGAGACCCGCCGCUACCUCGAGAUGCUGUACGCCCUCAAGUACCGCACCAUGGCAAGCACCGUUCCGCUAGCUGUUGAGGGAGACUCCGCGAGCAAGUAA
This is a messenger RNA of Triticum turgidum subsp. durum (durum wheat), 2466 nucleotides long. NCBI's taxonomy places the organism in Eukaryota, Viridiplantae, Streptophyta, Magnoliopsida, Poales, Poaceae. The record is from the annotation of a GenBank genome assembly.